AUUUGAACGAACACAUCAAACCAGCCCUCCCAAAAACUACUAAAAGAGACCUAGAGAGAGAGAGUGGAGAGACAAUGCCUGUUUCUUUAGAGAGAGAAAGCCCGUUGUUGACACUAGAGAGGCAAGAAACCAGAGGCAAGAUUUUAGGUAAGCCCACGUGGAACACACACUGGACCACCUUCGUAGCUUGUACGUGGGUGGCAACGUGGCUGAACCCUAGCUCUGAAACCCUAGCUUGCGUGUACCUGGAGAAAAAUCCCAACCCCAAUUUCCUAUGCACUCUCUCUCUCUACUAAUGGCGUAACCCUAAAAUGUGAAUACUUUGUUCGGAACAGGUUCAGCUUUUUCAGGUUUUUGGUACACGGGGUCUUUCUUUUUAUUGGAUUUGAGCUUUUCUAGGGUUUUGGGUACUUGAGUGCUGCUUUCCUUUCAUGCAUUUUGAGGGUUUUGGAUUGUUGGGUUCCGGAGUUAUUGCUGAUUUGCAUUUUCUGGGGUUCCGGGUUCUGAAGUUUCUGGUUUUUUGUUGGUUUUUGAAGGUAUUUGGUACUUGUUUUUUAGGAUACUAGGGCACUGGUAUUUUUUUUUGGCGGGGUUUUUGAGGUUUGUUUUAUGAACAAUGAGUUAAUGUUUUUUUAGUCCUUAGGGCACUGGGUUAUUGGUUUUAGGGCUUCAGGGCUCUCAUUUCUGUGGUACCCUCCAGUUCCUCUCCUUGUUCUUUUAGGGCUCUGGUUUCUUGUAUCGAGGGUGAUUUUAUGGGUGAGGAUGUAUUGAUGAUGGAAGGAAGGAAAGAUGUCGGGGAAAAUGGUUACUCUAUUAAGGAAAACGAGAAACCGCCUAAUCCUCUUUCAAGUUCAUAUACACAAGGCUUUGGCCAUGGCCAUUUGACGCCUCCUUGUAGGCCCUCUCUCGUUCGCCAUGCUUCGCUAAUCAAGAUUAGAGAGGACUCCGGAGAGAGUAGAGGAGCCUCGAAAAGCGAAUUCAUCCCCAUUGUUCGUUCUGGUGGUUGGGCUGACAUAGGGUCCAGGCAGAGCAUGGAGGAUGUACAUGUAUGUGUGGAUGAUUUCCUGCAUGAUUAUGAUGGACGUGAGCAUUUUGGAGAGGGGCCUGGUGCAUUCUAUGGGGUUUUCGAUGGUCAUGGAGGGAAACAUGCUGCUGAUUUUGUGUGCAAAAAUCUGCCAAGGUUAAUAUUGGAAGAAACAGAGUUCCCAAGAGAGAUAGAGAAGGCACUCACAUCUGCCUUUUUGCAAACUGACAAUGCUUUCGCAGAAGCUUGUGCUCUUGACAGCGCUCUCGCUUCUGGUACAACAGCACUGGCUGCGCUUGUUCUUGGAAGGUCCCUUGUGGUCGCCAAUGCCGGUGACUGCCGCGCGGUCCUCUCACACCGUGGCAAGGCCAUCGACCUGUCGCGUGACCACAAGCCGGGGUGUGCCCACGAGCGCUGCCGCAUCGAGGCAUCUGGUGGCUUUGUCUCGGAUGAUGGAUACCUCAAUGCCCAACUCAAUGUGGCCCGCGCUCUUGGUGAUUGGCACUUGGGUGAUGACAUCAAAAGAAGAAGACCUAGACUAUUGUGCCCAUCCUCUUCUUAUGAUUCCGGAUCACCAUUUUCGUGUGGUCCCUUGAGUGCUGAGCCUGAGACCAGUUCGACACUUCUUACCGAGGAAGAUGAGUUUUUAAUCAUUGGUUGUGACGGAAUUUGGGAAGUUUUUAGGAGUCAGAAUGCCGUUGAUUUUGCAAGGCGGCGGCUUAUGGAGCACAAUGACCCCAGAGCCUGCUCCAGAGAGCUUGUGGUAGAAGCUCUUAAGCGGAGGAGUGGGGAUAAUUUGUCAGUGGUAGUUGUAUGCUUCCAUCAUACUCCACCACCAAGCCUUGUGGCGGGGCCGGUGAGGUCAAGGGUGCAGAGGAGCAUCUCGGCAGAGGGGUUGAGGGAGUUGCAGAGCUGUUUGGAUGCCUUAGGGAGUUAGAUAAGAGUUAGAUAAAAGACAUGUCACUUUGAGGAGUCAUUCCUCUCUCUCUCUCUCUCUCUCUC
Messenger RNA from Amborella trichopoda, 2026 nucleotides. RefSeq names its product DNA-binding protein phosphatase 1 (gene DBP1). Gene Ontology annotation, molecular function: cation binding; protein serine/threonine phosphatase activity. NCBI's taxonomy places the organism in Eukaryota, Viridiplantae, Streptophyta, Magnoliopsida, Amborellales, Amborellaceae. Gene Ontology annotation, biological process: protein dephosphorylation. The record is from RefSeq and is a predicted model, not a curated record.